AUGUCCAUAAACCGUGUGGGACCAUCUCCUGCUCGCUUCGUUGUUUUAUCGUCACAGGACCAUGGGAGAGAAAAAACGGAGUAUUCUUUACUGACUAAACUUCGUUCCUUCUCAAACAGUUGGGUGAUGCUCUCUGAGACGGAGGGCUUCGUCCGUCUUCCCAAUGAGCAUCUCAUCUACACAUCUCCGCCACUCUAUCUUCCCUCUCAGCCAAGUGACCAGUUUCAGUCGUUCACAGCUCCCCUCCUCAACAUCCACGAUAGUCAUGUUUCGGCCCCUUUCUUCGGACCCAAUGUAUGGACGGCGAUCGUCCAACCAGUAUCUGGCGGCGGAAUUCCACCUUCACUACCGGUCGUCGAGCUUAAAGUGACCUUUAAAGAAGGAGGUGCUUUUGACUUCCAUUCAAAUUUCGAGCGGAUCAAGGACCGUCUGCACCAGGCUGUCGAGCAUGCGAGGGAGAGUGGCUUGAUGACUGGAAACGGCCCUGCCGGGGUCGAUUACACCAAUGUCCAUCUAGACGAACUACCAGCCUACGAAGGUCCCAGUGACGCUCCACCGUACCCGGGGACAUCUCAUGACACAGAAUUUGGGGUCCCUCCGGAGGGCGCUUCGAAGCCACCGCCUCCACUCGGCGAAGAGACAGAGAGUUCCGCGUUUGAACCUCCUACGGAACCACCUCCAGGAUACGAGGAGGUUCAACAGCAGAGUGUGGCCAACGAGCUAGAAAACCGAUUGCGCCAAGCUAGCUAG
Rasamsonia emersonii CBS 393.64 is the source of this 750-nucleotide messenger RNA. RefSeq lists its product as uncharacterized. Gene Ontology annotation, biological process: positive regulation of DNA-templated transcription. Bases 1 to 750 code for a protein of 249 amino acids. Gene Ontology annotation, cellular component: nucleus. The record is from RefSeq and is a predicted model, not a curated record. The transcript has 3 exons. Gene Ontology annotation, molecular function: transcription coactivator activity; chromatin DNA binding. Lineage: Eukaryota; Fungi; Ascomycota; Eurotiomycetes; Eurotiales; Trichocomaceae.